Molecule: messenger RNA, 606 nt
Organism: Aspergillus oryzae RIB40
Lineage: Eukaryota; Fungi; Ascomycota; Eurotiomycetes; Eurotiales; Aspergillaceae
Exons: 1
Coding region: 1-606 (201 amino acids)
Source: RefSeq, a predicted model, not a curated record
AUGAUUGAAGCGCUGCCCCUUGAGCUUCUGGAAAUGAUUAUUCAGAUUGCCCUGGACCUCGAUGAACAACAUAAGCCCACUGGCGUUCCCAAGGUCUGGGAAGCGUAUCCUGGCAGACGCAGGAAGCGUCCUCCAGGACAGAGUGUCAGCCGGACUGCCUUGCCACUCAUCCUUAGUUGCAAGACACUGUGCACCAUCACCCAUGCAAUCAUCCUUUCGCAUGUACAAUUCUGGAGCCCCCACCACUGGCAAAUGGAUUCGUUGCUGAAGUCUCUGGACCAAGCGAACCUGCUGCCUAAAUUAAGGACUGUUGCCAUUAAGCUGGACAGCGACGAUGAUAUAACUUGGGAUGACAAGGGCCAGUCCUAUGAGGACGAUGGGCGCAGCGAUCAACUCGUAGCACGUACACAGACACUUUUGGAGCGUCUUCCCGAUGGCCUACUCACUUUAUCUCUUGCGACGAAAUUCGAGGACUACUCAUCCUAUAUUUACGUAGGGAGGAUACAACCAGCUUUCCACCCAAGACUGGAGAAGUUCCGCAAUCUUCGCCAUCUUGAGCUGGAUUCUUCAGGUUUCAGGUCUUCGCAUAAGCAGCCGUUCAGAUAA